AUAAUAAAAGAAGAUGAAUCUUCUGUUACGGGUUUGUCACAUCUUGUCACGUACACAUUUGAGGUUAGAUUCAACUUUAUAUAAAACUGGCUAGAGAUUUGUGAGAUUGAAAAUAUAAACAAAUACAGGAAAAGCUUGUAUGGUAUUCGAAUACAGAUAACGACGAAAAAGCAGACAAACUAGAAAGUAUAAGAAGAAAUGUUUGUAUCAUCGACAUCAAUACAUACUAAGGUUAUUUGGCGUCAUGUUUUCCGUGUAGGCUAUUUUACUGUUUUGCCAGUACCAACGAGGAAGAGCACUGUUAUUUAGAACCCAUUAGUGAAUGGAACUGUAGGAAUUUACACAGAUAAAUCUUAAAAAACAUUUUCUAAUUAAUCACCUACUCUGUCAAAUUUUUAGUAAAAUAUCAUAAAUAAAAUAAAUUUAUUCUAGGAUGUCGAGGACGGGAGGUAAAAAUAGAAAAAACAAGUUUGCAGUUGGUGACAAAGCUAAAGAAACUUUGGAAAAACUAACUGAUGAUGACCCUAUAUUGUUAAUGUUUAGAGAAUAUGCUAGAAGUUUAGAUGACAAACAUGACAGAUAUGAAAGAAUAGUUAAAUUGAGUAGAGAUAUCACUAUUGAAUCGAAGAGAAUCAUUUUUCUACUUCACAGCACUAACGCAGACAUAGAAUCCAAACAGAAACAGGUAGUGGAAGAGGCAGAAAAACGGAUAAAAGCAUUAGUAGACACAACAUUCAAAUCCAUAGCUUUAGAAUUAAUUGGUCUUGAUAGUUAUCAAUAUCACAGAGCAUACACUGGCGGUGUGCAGGAAUUUAUAGAAGCCUGUGCAUUUUGUAAUUACAUCAAAAAUGAAUCUGUUGAAGACUGGAAUACCAUGAACAGUAUGUUCCACUACAAAACUGAAAAUGGUGAUGACAUAGGUUUGUUAUUCCCGCAUACUGAUUAUAUUUUAGGGCUAGCAGAUUUUACUGGUGAACUUAUGAGAAGAUGUUUGAACACUCUUGGGGUUGGUAAUGUUGGGGAAUGUUUCAAAUUAUGCAACUUUGUGAGACACAUCAACACGGGAUUUUUAGGAUUGAUGGCACCAGGACAAAAAGAACUAUCUAGGAAGGGAUAUGUUUUACGUCAGAGUUUGAGUAAAAUGGAACUGGUAUGUUAUAAUAUACAAAUAAGAGGAAGUGAAAUCCCAAAACACAUGCUUCUCAGUGUCAUUGAAUCCUCUGAUGCACAAGAAAAUGAAGACGAGGGUUUCUUUUAAAUGGAUUUAACUUUAAUUUUAGUAGUUAAGCUAAUAUUUGUAUUGAAUUUCAUAUUAACUAUUCUUUAUUUAUAAAAUAUAUGAGUAUUAUUUAUACAACAAUAAAUGUAAAAUGAACUAGAUAAAAGUUGAAAUGUGUAUACAG
Diorhabda sublineata is the source of this 1403-nucleotide messenger RNA. It is a transcript of the gene Trax, whose product is annotated as translin-associated protein X. Bases 434 to 1258 code for a protein of 274 amino acids. NCBI's taxonomy places the organism in Eukaryota, Metazoa, Arthropoda, Insecta, Coleoptera, Chrysomelidae. Gene Ontology annotation, molecular function: RNA endonuclease activity; RNA binding; sequence-specific DNA binding. Gene Ontology annotation, cellular component: cytoplasm; nucleus. The record is from RefSeq and is a predicted model, not a curated record. The transcript is spliced from 4 exons.